GUGGGCGGCUCAUCGGCUGACAUCCAAAUUUUUCAAUGAAUUUGAUAUCACACUCUCAGUUUAAGGUGGAAUGGGUAAAGUGUGCGGUAAAGUUCAUAAUUGUAUUUAUAUUUGGUACAGGCGUAUUUGAGAUUUCAGUUUUCAGUGAAGCGCGCGUGUGCUUGUUUAGAUAUGCGCAAGAGUUACCGCGAACGUGAUGCCUUCUGUGAAAAAAUCGAGCGCUAAGAAAAAGGGGUUUCGGGAGGGAAGUACGAGGUGGAGAGAGGAUAUUGACGAACUCCCCGAAGAUUCAGAUGAGGCAGAAAUUGUCUAUAUAUCAAGUGAUGAGUCUGCUCAUGGCACUGAUUUGGAUGACCGAUUACGAGUGAAACCAUCCAGGGAUAUCUGGGAACUAGAGGAAAUACAAAAUGUCUUGAAGCAGCUUCCCUAUGCGGAGGAAUUUGCCGCGCUUUUGGAAAACGGACAUACUGAAGAGUUGAUAAGUUUAGCAUCUGAUACGGAUACUGUGGGAAUAAAAUCAGCUGCCCUCUGGGCGGCUUGGAUGGGCAAGAGCUCAGUUCUAAACAAACUGUUGAAACUUGGCGCUGAUCCUAACAGUUCUGAUGAUGCUGGGAGAACCUGUUUACAUCUAACUUGUCUCGUGGCCAGUGAGGAUUGCGCACGGCUGCUCCUGGAACAUGGAGCUGAUCCCAAUAUGUGGGAUUCAACUACAGAUCGGAAAGCUACACCGUUGCAUUGCGCUGCAAGUGCUAAAUCCGUUGCAUGUGUAAAGGCGCUUCUGAGCCACGGAGCUGAUGUAAACGCAGGUUUGAGCGAACAUUCUCCACUACACUACGCAGUUUUAAGUGACGCACCGGAUGUCGUAAGAGAGCUGUUAAACGCUGGCGCAUGCCCUGACACACCGCAGGUAUUCACAGAAACACCACUUCACGUAGCCGCAUCAUUAGGUUCACCAUCAUGUUUGAAACUUUUGCUCGAUGCUGGAGCAGAUGUAAGAGCGGCCAUGGGAACUGGUCGAGCGACUGCCUUGCAUUUAGCUGCAGUGGAUGGUCAUGCGGAAUGUGCGCGUUUGUUACUAGAUCAUGGUGCUCAUAUCGAUACACCCAACUCUCGAGGCCAAACUGCACUUCAUCUAGCGGCGUUAGCACAAUCUGUUGAAGUGGUGGAACUUCUCAUGGUGAGAAGAGCAAAUGUAAGAGCUCAGGAUGUUGAUGGACGGACAGCGUUGCAUGGUGCUAUAGUCAGAGGGGCCCGCGCCUGCGAUGUUGCGAGGUUACUAUUGUCCGAAGGAGCUGACCCUAACGCCUCAGAUAACUUUGGAUAUACACCAUUACAUAUUGCAGCGCUUAAUGAGUUUUCUGCGUGUGUAUUGUUAUUAUUGGAUUAUGGAGGAGAUGUUACAUUACGCACCAACGGCGGAGUUUCGGCAUUAUCAUUCAUCGUCCGACGGGUUCCCGAUGUGGUUCCUCGAUAUCUGGGCAAGUUUGAUGACGCCGUUCAUGUCAGUGAACAUGAGUUGGGAGACGUUGAUUGCGAACUGACUAUUGACUUUCGGCCAUUAGUACCAUGUAUAUCGAGAGGCGAGGCUGAAUUGCUUCUCGCUUUCAUAGAGGUUGGCCGAAAAGACAUUUUAAAGCAUCCCGUAGCAGAGACAUUCCUUUUUUUGAAGUGGAGACGGAUCAGGAAAUUUUUCGUCCUGAGCUUUGUUUAUCACGCUUUAUUUAUUACACUUUAUAGUGUUUACAUUUUACAGUUGUUUCUAUGUGAAAAUAAAACAUGUGACAUACCAAACUACCUGCGACCGAUUCAGUACGUCAUACUUUUACUAAAUAUUUGUUUCUUGGCUAAGGAAAUUUUCCAAUCCUGUCUCGAUUGGUCUGCGUAUAUUAGACAGUGGGAAAAUUGGUUGCAAAUUGUUAUCAUCAUAGGAGUGUUUUUGUGCACGAUACCCACUUGGAACAUAGACAACGAAGACGCAAGAAAAAAUACAUCGACCUGGCAGCAUGAUGUCGCGGCCAUAACAAUAUUUUGUUGUUGGUUGGAACUAAUGAUGAUCGUUGGACGAUUUCCAACAUUUGGACUUUACGUACAGAUGUUCACAACAGUUACGGUGAACUUUGCAACAUUCCUCAUGGCGUACAGUUGCUUAUUGAUUGCUUUCGGUCUGGCGUUCAGCGUAUUGUUUAGCAACUACCCGCCUUUCCAUCUUCCAGCAGCCCUGAUCAAAACAGUUAUGAUGAUGUCCGGAGAAUUAGAAUACGAGGAUAUAUUCUAUAGCGAAUGUUCAGGGUCGGAAAUACAGUACCCGUUCACAGCACAUGGCAUGUUCUUGAUAUUUGUCCUCCUUGUAACAGUUAUUCUGACAAAUUUACUUGUGGGAUUGGCUGUUAGCGAUAUACAGGCUCUUCAAGAGAGCGCUGGAUUGGACAGACUCGUUCGUCAAACACAACUAGUAGCGCAUCUUGAAAGUAUGCUGUUCAGCUCUUUGCUGACAUGCGCCCCGAAUCAGCUGCUAGCAGUAUUACGUUGGGGAGCAUUAUUGACUGCAUCCCACAUGCGUACACUAAAUAUCAGACCAAACGACCCCCGAGAAAAUAGAAUACCGAGAGAACUGAUUGCGUCAGUCUACAAGAUGGUUGCCAGCCGGAAGGAGACGCGAAAAAGCAUACGUAAGAAUAAUAAUUACGAAUUCCGUGUAAGAAAAUAUGACGAAGAGGACGUUGAGAGGCAACAAGUUAAACGCAAGAGUUAUUUGUAUGAUCGAUUUUCUUUCGAUAAUCAAAAUGUGGAGAGACGCAAACGCACAACUUCCGACUCAAAUAGAAAUAGACCAGCGUCUUUUACAAUUAAUGCUAUACAAGAACUUUGUAUCGUCGAAAUAAAAAAUCAGUUGUGCGAUUUAUCGAAGAAGAUAAAUAAAAUGAUAGAUACAACAGAACAACGGUUAAAUAUGAUAGAAAAGAAACUGCAAGACAAGGAUCCACCAUAAGAAAAUCUGACUGUGGCUAUAGAUUAGAGCUUAAUAUUGACAUGUGAAAUUUGGAAAUAUAGAUUAGAGCUUAAUAUUAACAGAUGAGAUUUGGAAAACCUAUGUUAAUAAUAAAUUGCCAUAUGUAAUUAAAAUAGAUAAUGAAUUAAGAUAUGUUUUUU
Molecule: messenger RNA, 3150 nt
Organism: Colias croceus (clouded yellow)
Lineage: Eukaryota; Metazoa; Arthropoda; Insecta; Lepidoptera; Pieridae
Gene: pyx
Product: transient receptor potential channel pyrexia-like
Exons: 14
Coding region: 197-2989 (930 amino acids)
Biological process (GO): transmembrane transport; monoatomic ion transport
Cellular component (GO): membrane
Molecular function (GO): monoatomic ion channel activity; protein binding
Source: RefSeq, a predicted model, not a curated record